UGUACCUAAGAAACCAUGGAGUUUUGGGAGGUCAUCAGUGACGAGCACGGGAUCGACCCCACUGGCAGUUACCAUGGAGACAGCGACUUGCAGCUGGAGAGAAUCAACGUGUACUACAAUGAAGCUGCAGGUAACAAAUACGUGCCUCGGGCCAUCCUGGUGGAUCUGGAGCCGGGCACCAUGGACUCGGUCCGGUCCGGGCCCUUUGGCCAGAUCUUCAGGCCCGACAACUUCGUGUUCGGUACGUAGUCACGGUCAGGGCAACGGGCUCCAGGAGUCUCCUUCCUCAAUGCC
Canis lupus familiaris (dog) is the source of this 294-nucleotide messenger RNA. RefSeq names its product tubulin beta-4B chain-like. Lineage: Eukaryota; Metazoa; Chordata; Mammalia; Carnivora; Canidae. Gene Ontology annotation, molecular function: GTP binding; GTPase activity; structural constituent of cytoskeleton. Bases 16 to 249 code for a protein of 77 amino acids. The record is from RefSeq and is a predicted model, not a curated record. The transcript is spliced from 3 exons. Gene Ontology annotation, cellular component: cytoplasm; microtubule. Gene Ontology annotation, biological process: microtubule cytoskeleton organization; neuron migration; mitotic cell cycle.